GGCUAGUCUGGGGCUCCCUGAUCCUUGGUCUGGCUCCUAGCGGCGUCCAGCAGUAAAGGCGACAGGGUCUGGCGGUCGGGCUCUGUUCUUCCCUUUCUUCCUUGCUACUCUUGGGCUAGCCCCCAAGAUCCAGGAAUUGGCCAGAGGGACCUAAACCGCGGCGCUAGGAUGGGAAACAGUGCGCUCCGCGCUCACGUAGAAACCGCGCAGAAAACUGGUGUCUUUCAGCUUAAGGACCGUGGGCUGACCGAGUUCCCCUCAGAGUUGCAGAAGCUGACAAGCAAUCUCAGGACCAUCGACUUGUCCAACAACAAGAUCGAGAGCCUACCGCCUAUGAUUAUAGGGAAGUUCACUCUGCUGAAGAGCCUCUCCUUGAACAACAACAAAUUGACUGUUCUUCCCGAUGAGUUAUGCAGUCUGAAAAAACUAGAUACUCUAAGCCUAAACAACAAUCACUUGAGAGAGCUGCCAUCUACCUUUGGGCAACUGUCUGCCCUCAAGACCCUGAGCCUCUCUGGGAAUCAGCUUCAAGCGCUACCACCCCAACUUUGUAACUUACGGCACCUGGAUGUAGUGGAUCUCUCCAAGAACCAGAUUCGGAGCAUACCUGACAUAGUGGGGGAGCUGCAGGUUAUUGAACUCAACCUCAACCAGAACCAGAUAUCUCAGAUUUCAGUAAGGAUAUCUUGCUGUCCUCAUCUUAAAGUUCUUCGCCUGGAAGAGAACUGUCUUGAGCUCAGCAUGCUUCCACAGAGCAUCCUCAGUGAUUCCCAGAUCUGUCUGCUCGCUGUGGAAGGCAACCUUUUUGAAAUAAAGAAACUUCGAGAACUGGAAGGAUAUGAUAAGUACAUGGAGAGGUUCACAGCCACCAAGAAGAAGUUUGCAUGAUGUUCUCCAGGAACAUGAGAUCCUUAAACACUGACUUGGAACCUGUUGCAACCUGGGUGAAUCAAAGGCUCCUGUUGUCAAAGAUAUCUGCAGUUCAGGAGAUUGUAUUUUACUCAAUGAUCUUUUUCCUUUCUAGGGCUCAUCUCAAAUAAGCUAAAAGGAAUCAAGAGACAAGUCUUCCAUUUUGAGUCAUGGAUAGGGCAAAGGACAAUGCUGAUCUUCAAAACCAUCAUUAGUUUGGCUUUAAGAAACCAGGAGCUAGUUACUAUUUAUAAAGUGAAGGUAUGCUGCCUGGUAACAGAGUCACUCUACAUCAUAGCUUGAGAUGUCAUGUUUAGUUUAAGUUUAUGAGCUUUCAUAAAGUCAGUUGCCAUUCCACCUGUUUGACAUUUCCUAUUUUUAUGAAAUUAAAAUGACUUUUGAGUCUGCUACGCUUAAUCUAAGGAUUUAUUUUAUUCCAGUCCAUCAAUUCAAUUGCAAUGUUUAUAUUUGGAAUUUAGAUGUAAAUAUGUGACUGUCUUGAUUAAAAGUUACUUUGUCUGAGAAGCACCAACACAACACUAAGAAUCUUCCCCAAGGCUGCAGUAACGAAGCUUUUACUAUUGCAGGUGCCUUACUAGUAUGGACUCUGAUGAGCUAAAACCUGUAUAUGCAAAACUUGUAAGAUACAAGGGGUUUUAAUAAUCAAGAUUCUCCUGAAGCUUUGUUAGAAAUAAUGUUUUAUUUAUGGUAAUCUUUUUCCCUUUUUGUAUUUAUAACUCUACUAAUCAAAUCAAAUAACAAAAAAUUACUGCUACAAUAUUUUAAAACAGCAUGUUUAUCAAGUUUACUCUCUGAAUGAGAAUAUACUAAAUAAAGAAUUUUUAAUGAA
This is a messenger RNA of Manis javanica (Malayan pangolin), 1759 nucleotides long. RefSeq names its product leucine rich repeat containing 57 (gene LRRC57). Gene Ontology annotation, cellular component: cytoplasm. Gene Ontology annotation, molecular function: protein binding. The record is from RefSeq and is a predicted model, not a curated record. NCBI's taxonomy places the organism in Eukaryota, Metazoa, Chordata, Mammalia, Pholidota, Manidae.